Messenger RNA from Lymnaea stagnalis (great pond snail), 798 nucleotides. Lineage: Eukaryota; Metazoa; Mollusca; Gastropoda; Lymnaeidae. The record is from the annotation of a GenBank genome assembly.
AUUGCAUCAUCAUUAGCUUCGACAGAGUCACUGCAAAGUAGCAUGUCCCCGACAAGUGCUUCAGUGGCAACACCAACGAGUGCUGUGUCUGCUACAACAUCCAUAAUCAGUGGCUCGGUGUUUACUGCAGUAACAGGUACAGUACCAACUACACUAUCUCUGGGCGGUGCUUCAGUAAUUGCUACAAUGAGUGCUGUGCCAACUACAAUAUCCCUUGACAGUGCUUCAUUAAUUGUUCCAACUGGUUUUACGUCUAAUACUAUGUCCCUAGACAGUGCUUCAAUAAUUGCUAUAUCAAGUGCUGUGCCAACUACAAUUUCCCAAGACAGUGUUUCAUUUAUAAAACCAACGGAAGUUACGCCUAAUACAAUAUCCCUAGACAGUGCUUCAAUAAUUGCUAUAUCAAGUGCUGUGCCAACUACAAUUUCCCAAGACAGUGUUUCAUUUAUAAAACUAACGGAAGUUACGCCUAAUACAAUAUCCCUAGACAGUGCUUCAAUAAUUGCUAUAUCAAGUGCUGUGCCUACUACAAUUUCUCAAGACAGUGUUUCAGUAAUAAAACCAACGGAAUAUACGCCUAAUACAAUAUCCCUAGACAGUGCUUCAGUAAUAAAUCCAUCAGGUACUAUACCUACUACAAUAUCCCUUGACAGUGCUUCAGUAAUUGCUACACCGGGUGAGGUGCCUACUACAAUAUCCCUUGACAGUGCUUCAGUAAUUGCUACACCGGGUGCAAUGCCUACUACAAUAUCCCUUGACAGUGCUUCAGUAAUUGCUACACCGGGUGCAAUGCCUACU